Oncorhynchus kisutch (coho salmon) is the source of this 2176-nucleotide messenger RNA. RefSeq names its product chemokine-like protein TAFA-2. The record is from RefSeq and is a predicted model, not a curated record. The coding region runs from base 485 to 883 and encodes 132 amino acids. The transcript is spliced from 5 exons. NCBI's taxonomy places the organism in Eukaryota, Metazoa, Chordata, Actinopteri, Salmoniformes, Salmonidae. Gene Ontology annotation, molecular function: receptor ligand activity.
ACGCUCCGACCCCUCAUCUCAAAUGCCUCGUCUGGAACGGCGAAGAAACACACCCACAACAAGUUAACAAAACAAUACUGGGUGAAUUGCAACAAUACUAAUAUGUUCUGGAGAAACAAUGAUUGACUAUACGUUUUUUCUUCCAAGCUGUCGCCCUUUUGCGGUUGGGAAGUUCUGAAAAAGCGCAAAAGGACCUGGAACUUUAGAAGAUCUCCAGUUGCUUUCCAGUCUACUGAUCAAGCCGGGGGUCCGGUCGAGCUUUAAAGUCUAUGCAAUACAUUUUAGACUUCUCUCGACUCGGGGAUUUGUGCGCUCGGAAAGCUUGAUUUCUACAUAAUUGUCCUAGGUUAUGUUUUUGUCGUGGUGGGCACCUUCAUGCGAUAAGGAUAUGGUAUUUCUUUAACAUUAUCCUGGUUUUGUUUUUGACAAUGGAAAGCAAAUGAAAGGGGCAUUUCACGGGAUUAAUUGACAGCACAACGACAGUAUGCGGGAGAGAGACCUACGGAGAGUGUGCAAAAGGGGGCUGCUGCUGGCCGUCUGUGUGGUGUCUCUCUGGGGACAGCUGACCCUUGCAUCGUCACACAGAAGUCACAUAGUGCAUGUCAAAGCAGGGACCUGUGAAGUGAUCGCCGCCCACCGCUGCUGCAACAAGAACAAGAUUGAGGAGAGAUCCCAGACGGUCAAAUGUUCCUGCUUCCCCGGACAGGUUGCCGGGACAACAAGAGCGGCUCCAUCUUGUGUGGACGCAUCCAUAGUUGCACAGAAGUGGUGGUGCCAGAUGCAUCCAUGUAUGGAUGGGGAGGAGUGUAAAGUGUUGCCUGACCUGAAAGGCUGGAGCUGCAGUACAGGAAACAAAGUAAAGACGACGAAGGUGGGUGCAUAAUGUCACACGAUAGUGCUGUCUGUCCUGGAUCUGAAGACUUGGCAUCAGUCAUCUCUUCCUUGACAGAAACCACAGGGACUUCUUGGAUGUGAAGACUAUGUAUUGAAGGAUUGUGGGAUGGAACCAGGGACCAAUAAGGGAAAAAAAGGAAACACUGAAAUUCCACUGUAUGGAUGCAGAGCAGAGACUUGACUUGGAGAUCCCAUAGAACCACCUAUCCAGACUAAUGGACUACUGAUUAGAUCCCAUAGAACCACCUAUCCAGACACUGGACUACUGAUUAGAUCACAUAGAACCACCUAUCCAGACUAAUGGACGACUGAUUAGAUCCCAUAGAACCACCUAUCCAGACACUGGACUACUGAUUAGAUCCCAUAGAACCACCUAUCCAGACUACUGGACUACUGAUUAGAUCCCAUAGAACCACCUAUCCAGACUACUGGACGACUGAUUAGAUCCCAUAGAACCACCUAUCCAGACUACUGGACUACUCAUCAGAUCCCAUAGAACCACCUAUCCAGACAACUGGAAUACUGGAUAGAUCCCAUAGAACCAGCUAUACAGACUACUGGACUACUGAUUAGAUCCCAUAGAACCACCUUAUCCAGACUACUGGACUACUGGAUAGAUCCCAUAGAACCAGCUAUACAGACUACUGGACUACUGAUUAGAUCCCAUAGAACCACCUUAUCCAGACUACUGGACUACUGAUUAGAUCCAAUUCCUAGCCAUUAUUGUUUGUGUUUUUUCCUCCAAUGAACUGCUACAGUAGGAGAUCCAAACCUGCAAGGUAUUUAUUCAGUAAAAACAAAAACUGUGGAUUAUGCAAGCAAGAUAAACCUUAAUGCGAAACAUGUGACGUGACAUUUUCAAAUAUUUUUCCUCUUUUUGCCACAGAGAAGCUCAAUGACUCCAAAACAAAGUGUCUGUGUUCGAAAUUUAGAUCAUAAGCAUAUCCAUUUAUUUUUAACCGUAUGAAGCAGACAUCUCUUCUUUUUAAGAUUUUUGAUUUUUUUUAAAGCAUUAAGUGUUUGGUUUUAGUAAUUCUGUUGGACUGUCAGGUCUGCUUUUGAAGACUUGAGACAUCAAAGAAGAUGCCACAGUGAAAAAUAGUACUAACUACUAUGUUGCAGUGCUUGAAUUAAAGGCACCAUGGUUUCAACAAACCAAUUAAAAUGACAUUAAGCUGAACUCCAACUGUUUUAAUAUCUGUUUUUAAUAGCCUGGUGACCAACAUUGAGUAAAAGUGUCAGUAUUAUCUCAAUAAACCUAUGUCAAAAGGAUGUCACUGAA